Colletotrichum karsti is the source of this 2061-nucleotide messenger RNA. RefSeq names its product aconitase family protein. The record is from RefSeq and is a predicted model, not a curated record. The transcript is spliced from 6 exons. Bases 1 to 2061 code for a protein of 686 amino acids. Lineage: Eukaryota; Fungi; Ascomycota; Sordariomycetes; Glomerellales; Glomerellaceae.
AUGAAUGUCACAGAGAAGAUUUUCGCUUUACACGAUGUUGAUCGACGGGGAUGGGUUCGAACUGGAGAUAUGAUCAGAGUCUCAGUUGACUGGGUCAUGGCGAGCGAGGCUACUUGGCACGGUAUGCUUCAAGCAUACAACAAGCUGGGUGACCCUGGGAUUUUCUCCAACUCCAAGUUUUGGCUGGCCGGUGAUCAUGUUGUCGAUCCCAGAAUUAUGGACACCCCGUUGGUGCAGAAACUCGUCGGUGAGAUGGAUUACGCACGAAAACGAUUCAAGAUGACAGAAUUCCAAGGUCACAACUACACAAUCAUGCAUACUGAGUUCUAUCGCGAGCGUGCGCAACCUGGACAGAUAAUCAUCGGCUCUGACUCCCAUACCUGCAGCGCCGGUGCGGAUGGGUGCCUUGCUAUUGGACUUGGUGCCACAGAGGUUACGAUGGCCCUCGUCACGGGAGAGAUCUGGUUCAAAGUUCCAGAAGUAGUUGAAAUCCACCUUGUCGGCAGUCCAAAACGCGGAGUAGGAGGCAAAGACAUCAUUCUCUACAUCCUCCAGCAGCUCAAGCGGAACACCGUGGCUGCUGACAGAGUCGUGGAGUACACUGGCCCUGGAUGUCGAUGGCUGAGUCCCGAUGCUCGCUUCGCCAUCGCGAACAUGACUACGGAGUUUGGUGGCAUUACCGGUAUCUUCCUCGAUGAGGUGACCAAACAGUUCAUAGAUCGCAGGAAGACGGCUCGCCACAAGACGGCAUCGUACUACUUCAAAGCAGACAAAGAUUGCUCAUACGCAGAGUCACACGUCAUCGACAUAUCUCGAGCGCAGCCUCUUGUUGCCCGUUACCCUUGCCCUGAUGAUGUUGUGCCUAUAGCCGACGUAGCUGGCACCCAGCUCGAUGGCGUUUUCAUAGGAGCCUGCACGACUGCGGAAGAGGAUCUCAUCAUGGGAGCUCUUGUACUUGAGGCCGGUCUGAAUGCUGGCAAAACUCCUAUUGCGCGCGGAAGUCGACGGGUUGUCCCUGGCAGCCGUCCUAUCGCAGACUAUCUGCGCCAGACGGGACUUGCAAAUAUAUACGAGCGCGCAGGCUUCACCAUUGGGGUUCCUGGAUGCAGCUAUUGCGUGGGAAUGGGCGCUGAUAUGGCGCAACCAGGAGAGAUCUGGCUGAGCAGCCAGAAUCGCAACUUUGAAAAUCGCAUGGGCAAAGGAGCGAUUGGAAGUUUGGCUUCAGCAGCGACAGUUGCAGCAUCUUCAUUUGAUAUGACUGUCACGUCUCCCCAAGAGCUCAUUGAUCAAAUUUCCACUGAAAGGUGGAAUGCUAUCAAGGGGAAAGGUUCCCUUCCUGACGAAGAUCUCGUCCAACCACAAUGGGUAGAACCACCAGGCAACGACUCACUUGAACAGAGCAAAUACGGCAACGAUCAAGUGAUAGAACCCUCUUCAGUGAAUGUGGAGGAUACAGAAGACAAGUCAACUUCAGGUAUCAUAAAAAGCAAGAUCUUCAGAAUAGGAGACUUCGUAGACACUGAUGCGCUCGCCCCAGCUCAAUAUCUUCUCACAUCCCAAAACAACGAAGAACUAGGGGCUCAUUGUCUUGAGUUUACACAUCCAGACUUUCGGCAGAAGGUCAAAGACGGAUACCAAGUGGUGGUCGCCGGCAAGGCAUUCGGGUGCGGGUCGAGUCGUCAGGAGUCUGUUCAAUCGCUUCUGGGUGCUGGAAUCAAGUGCGUUAUAGCACAAAGCUUCGCGUUCAUCUACAGCAGGAAUCAACCAUCACUUGGCCUUUGGGGGUUCGUCGUUGAUGAUCCAAAGUUCUACGAGAAAGCCACGAUGGGAGCUGGUAUCGAGAUUGAUUUAGAUCGUAAUACCCUGGCCGUCGACGGCGAGACCUUCCAAUUCCAGCUUUCUGAGCUCGAGAAGAAGCUCACCAAGAUGGGCGGGAUGACAAAUGGCUUCAACAAGUUUGGAAAGCGAAUUUAUGACGUAUUGACUGGCAAAGGUACUACGAAGCCUCCUGUUGCCCAGGAAUUGAAACCGACACCUGCGCAAGAUGUGUUGGCAUGGUAA